Molecule: messenger RNA, 2615 nt
Organism: Pollicipes pollicipes
Lineage: Eukaryota; Metazoa; Arthropoda; Thecostraca; Pollicipedomorpha; Pollicipedidae
Exons: 2
Coding region: 314-2305 (663 amino acids)
Source: RefSeq, a predicted model, not a curated record
GCGGCGAAGCCUGGGCCGAAACGCCGGCCGUCCGGCGGCCAGUGACUAAGCGGCUCGCCGUCCGCGUGUCUCGGGGCACCGGUCGGAAGAGUCCAAACGGCGAGACUGGUGACAAACUUAAGGUGACAGGUGGCGGCUGGCGGAAGACCGUAGGGUGCUGGCCGAGAGUCUGCGGGUCGACAACACGAGGAACUCCAGAGAGGCCCGGUGGCCGGGCGUAAGGAAUUCACUGAUCCGGUUCUUCAGACGGUGAACCCCCGGAGAGACCGGUUCGACAAACGCUGGAAGAACAUCCAGGAAAUUUGAGCCAACGAUGGCGCAGCUCGGUGGCAGCGCUCUCUGGCUGGUAUUGUAUUCCGUCACAAUACUGUUCAAAGUCAGCCAUGGCGACGACACGUUUCAAAUGUGCGAAAUCAAAUGCUGCACGUUCAAACCAAACUGCAACAAGGCAUCCUCUGCGAACUGCAAGUGCCCAGGAGAGACGAUCUUACUAUCGCAAGGCGAAAUACCAAUGUCGAUUGAGCGCAUUUCGGUAUCCAACACAUCGCAGGUCAUCAUCUUCAAAAACGCCAUCUAUAGCAUGCUCUAUUUGAAGACGCUGAAGUUCAAGGAUUUGGAGCGGUUAGAAAUAUGGACAGAUGGAUUCAACCUGCAAAGCAAUGCUAGUUGUCUCGAACUUCGAAUUGAACGAGUAAAACGUCUUCGUGCAAAGGAUUCGGCUUUUUCUGGGCACUGGUGCGGCGAAACCACUAUUUCCAUCCAAACCAUUGACAGAUUCAUCAUUUCACGGAAGGCUUUCAGGUUUCAGGCAAGCAAACGCGGACCCCGUGUAGAAUUGAAGAGCGUCGGCCAGCUCAAGGCGGCUGAAGAGACGUUUGCGGCAACUAUCGGCCAGUUGUCCCUGAUGAAUGUUAGCAUGGUGGAUUGGUGCCCAUCGAAUUGUUUUGGUGGAAACAUCUCCGAUCUCGAGAUGGUACGCGUGAAGAUCCCCAAAGCUGAGGCGAAGUGCGUGGACGCAGAAAGCGGGUGGGUAAAGCUUGCUAUUCUCUCUGUUGAGAUUUUAAGCGUCUCUUCAUCGGCCUUCUGCGGGGAUGUCCGAGAAGUAGUCAUUGCCAACACCAACUUCACAGACAUUCAGAGUUCAGGUUUCAAUAUGGCUGUUAAGAACCUGAAAAUCCAUUCCUCAAGCUUUAAGGAUAUAGCAACCGACGGUCUGAGUGUAACGGCUGAACAAUCAAUCCGGUUAGAGAGCCUGAGCGUUGAUAGGCUUCGCCGGCAUGCACUCAGAGGUCUACGCAUCAGCAAUAGCUCCGUGGGUCAAGUUCGUCCGCUGAUCAUCCGUAAAUUCCGCAUUGCGUCAAGACCGGAGCACAGAGCCCUGGAGUUCGCGACAGGCCUGAGGGUCUGCAUGGAAGGUCUCGACAUCAUCGGCUCGUCGCCAAUGUGUCCGGCAGAGGAGUGGACGCGGCAGCUGGUGGGCGCGGGCCCAGCUGACCAGCUCAGCCAGCCGCAGCGCCAGGUGCUCCUGCAGCUCCACGACAAAUGCCCAGCUGACGACGGAAACCAUUCCUCGACUGCCAGCGUCGACCCCAGCUGUGUCGGCGUCUUCCACGGGUCCGCGGGGGAGGACAGCCUGCGCUGGCUGGCGCUGUAUGGCGGUCUCGGAGUGCUGCUGGCGCUGGUGCUGGCGCUGGCGCUGGUGGCGGCGGUCGUCGUUCGUCGCGAGAGACACCGCGCCAUGUCGGCCUGUGCAAAGCCCCUCUCAGUCUCUCUCAGCUCAAUCAGUGAACACAAAAGAGAUGAAUCAGGGAGGGAGGUGGCCGGCCACUGUGAAACAGCGGCACGCGAUAACACGUCCGCGGAGAUCGGGGAGAGCCUUCUCACGCCACCCGCUGAGGGACAUCCUGACAAAGGCCGCGGUCAUGGUGCUGACCAGUCAGGAGUGAUCCCCCGCUCUGGAGAGGCGACGAGUGACGACAUGUACGCCGAGGUUCGAGAGUCAUACUCCUUGCCGUUUUCAGGUGGUAACGAGUGUUCAAGCGGGUCUGACGGCCAGGCGAGAGGCGCGUCCACAGCACGAGAUCACCAAAGUGACGCUGCAGCGGAUGACGACAUGUACGCUGAAGUCCGGGACAGUUUCAUCCCAUCGCCGGCAGCCGGCUCUGUGUCCCAUGAAGGCUGGCCGCUGUCGCCGAGGGCCUCGGCUGAAGCCCCAUAUCCACCAGCUCUCUGGCAUCAACCCGUUUCCGUGCAGGACGUGGUGGACAAUGAACUGUACGUUGCGUAUGAGCAGCCAGCACCGUAAACACGGUCCAGGUGGCGCCACCAGCAUCGCGGCGGCGUGGACGGAAGUGGCGUGGACCGGCUGUGACCGAUCUACCAUGAAGUUCGGCGCGUGAUGUUGUGGACUUUUUACAAAGGUUGUUGCUUCCGCACGUGGCAGUGGUGAAAGCUCCUAGCCACGUGCAUGCAUGCAUGCCACGUGAAAUGUGCAUUAGUGCAUGCCACGUGAAAUGUUUGAAUGUGUGCGUAUCGCGCGGCUCAUUUGCAUAUAAAAAUUGUAGGCAGGACAAUAUAUUGUUUGUGCAUUGCACGAGUACAUAAUACCCCAAUCA